Oryctolagus cuniculus (rabbit) is the source of this 996-nucleotide messenger RNA. It is a transcript of the gene OSTM1, whose product is annotated as osteoclastogenesis associated transmembrane protein 1. Gene Ontology annotation, cellular component: cytosol. Gene Ontology annotation, biological process: osteoclast differentiation. NCBI's taxonomy places the organism in Eukaryota, Metazoa, Chordata, Mammalia, Lagomorpha, Leporidae. The record is from RefSeq and is marked inferred.
AUGGAUCGGAAGCCGACAGUCGCGCGGCUGGGACGGUCGGCGCUGCCGUGGCUGCUGCUGGUGUUGCUGGUGUGGCCGCGGCUGGCUCUGGGCGCGCUCCCUUUCGGCAGCGGUCCGCACCGGGUCUUCCCUGACCUCCUUUCAGAGCAGCAGUUGCUGGAGGCGGAGGACUUGAGCCUGUCCUUGUUGCGGGGCGGCGGUCUGGGGCCACUGUGGCUACCCUCGGACCUGCCCGAGCUGGAUCCGGAGUGCCGGGAGCUGCUGCUGGACUUCGCUAACAGCAGCGCGGAGCUGACCGGGUGUCUGGUGCGCAGCGCCCGGCCCGUGCGCCUCUGUCAGACCUGCUACCCGCUCUUCCAGCAGGUCGUCAGCAAGAUGGACAACAUCAGCCGAGCCGUGGGGAACACUUCUGAGAGUCAGAGUUGUGCCAGAAGUCUCUUAAUGGCAGAUAGAAUGCAAAUGGUUCUGAUUCUCUCUGAGUUUUUUAAUACCACCUGGCAGGAGGCAAAUUGUGCAAAUUGUUUGGCAAACAACAGUGAAGAAUUAUCAAACAGCACAGUACAUUUCCUCAGUCUGUUUAAUCACACUUUGACCUGCUUUGAACAUAAUCUUCAGAGGAGUCUUCUAUCACCAAAGAAUUACUCAGAAGUCUGCAAAAACUGUCGCGAAGCAUACAAAGCUCUGAGCAGUAUGUACAGUGAAAUGCAGAGAAUGAAUGAACUUGAGAAUAAGGCUGAACCUGGGACACACUUAUGCAUUGAUGUGGAGGAUGCUAUGAAUAUUACUCGAAAGCUCUGGAGUCGAACUUUCAACUGUUCAGUCCCCUGCAGCGACACGGUGCCUGUGAUUGCUGUCUCUGUGUUCAUUCUCUUCCUGCCUGUUGUCUUCUACCUUAGCAGCUUCCUGCACUCAGAGCAAAAGAAGCGCAAACUCAUUCUACCCAAACGUCUCAAGUCCAGUACUAGUUUUGCAAACAUUCAAGAAAAUUCAAACUGA